Acaulospora colombiana is the source of this 147-nucleotide messenger RNA. Lineage: Eukaryota; Fungi; Glomeromycota; Glomeromycetes; Diversisporales; Acaulosporaceae. The record is from the annotation of a GenBank genome assembly.
AUGAAACCUUCCCUUGGCGAAAAAGAUUUCCAAAAUGGGUUAUUCGAAUUAAAUGAACUUCCCACCCUUUACGUUUCAGAAGACCUAUUAUGGAUUAAUUCUAGUGACAGGUUACCAGAUUACGCGUAUGUUACAGGAAGUUCUUGA